CAGAAGGGACUGCAAGUGAACUUUGUGAAGUCCAGGUGCCAGAUAGUGAGUUCCAGCGGGAAAGUGCAAGCUGUGGCAGAACUUUGUGGAGAGCUGUACACUCUGAAGACUGCAGAAGUGAGGAAGAACGGCAACCGCCAUAAAACUGCAGCUGGGCAUUCCGUUGAGGAGGAGUGCUGCCAAGAAGAAUUUUAUGACUGUUUUGACGAGGGAAACCGAUGCUAAGUGUGAUAUCGUGUAUAGACUCUGUAAACUCUUUGUGACUUUGUGGUAUACUUGACGAAGCAGGAGUGUGUAGAGAAUAAAGAAUGAUAUGAACAAUAAAACUGUUAAAAAAUAACUUGCUUUUAAAUUAGUAGUUUGAUAUUAUUUAAAAAUAGCUGAUUCACAUAUCCCAUACAGUAGGGUCUGGCCUUUUUGCGAAUUAUCCACUUCGUUGUAAAAGAGGUGUGGCUUACUCUGCUCGAGAACGUGAAUAGCAGAGGCAAAAAUCGCGUUGAGGUUUCCCUGCCAACGAACAAAGCAAUGGAAUAAAACAGUGACACCAUUGCAUUCACACCUCAUUCGUAUCACGGACGGCAAAGCGAACGGGUCACCAUCGGAAUCGGGUUGAGACUUCCCCGACAGCAGCGAAGAACAGCAAAAGAGAGGUGCGAUCGCUCGCGCAGCUCAUUCGUAUCACGGACGGCAAAGCGAACGGGUCACCAUCGGAAUCGGGUUGAGACUUCCCCGACAGCAGCGAAGAACAGCAAAAGAGAGGUGCGAUCGCUCGCGCAGCUCAUUCGUAUCACGGACGGCAAAGCGAACGGGUCACCAUCGGAAUCGGGUUGAGACUUCCCCGACAGCAGCGAAGAACAGCAAAAGAGAGGUGCGAUUGCUCGCGCAACCCAUUCUUGUUUCGGUCGGUUCGUUUUGAAGGAUUGUCAUCGCAAUGGAGAGUCACAAGUUCGUCAGGGCACCUACCGAAUCGGGGUCCGCCGAUUACGACAAUGGCGCAGAAGGUUCGAGAACCACUAGCGAUCAGGAGAGAACAAACUCUAAAUCAAAGAAGAUUUCGAGAAGGAAGCUUAUGGAGGAACUGAUAGCGCUCAAAACCGAAUUGGUUCUUGCACGGGCUGAAAGAGACCAGUUACUUCGAGAAAAGGAAAUCGGUGAUAAAGGAGUCGAUCUAUCAAGCCCCAGUGAGGAUUCCAAUGAUCAUCCGAAAUCAGAAAACGAGUCUCUGAUGGUAACAAUGAACCAUAUGUCUCUUGCUCGCACCUGUUCAGUUGUGGCUCGUCAAGGGAUUGGUCAAAAGCGUGCACGCAGUGGAGCGGAUGAAGAUGAACCAAGACCGAAGCUUGCAGCGAUUACUCAAAACGGCGAAGACAAGGAAGAGGCAGCGCAAGACUUUGUGAAGGUAGAAUAA
Molecule: messenger RNA, 1408 nt
Organism: Aedes aegypti (yellow fever mosquito)
Lineage: Eukaryota; Metazoa; Arthropoda; Insecta; Diptera; Culicidae
Exons: 3
Coding region: 932-1408 (158 amino acids)
Source: RefSeq, a predicted model, not a curated record